GAAAUCCAACGGUUUGUUUACAAACAGAAAUUUGUGAUGUCUUCCGCCAUGGACGUUGGAGUUUCCUCUCACUAUUUUUUCGGUGAUUCCGUCGACUUUUACCACGAUUUUCAGGGAGAAUGUGAAGAUUGUGGAAGAAUAGUUCCAGAGUGGUCAUUGUUACAGUGUCAGUAUGGCUUUUGCGGGAAAUUUUGCUGCACAAAAUGUGGAUUUCGUUGUCGCAACUGUGGGCAGUAUGAAGACCGCUCUGUUUCGCUUUGUUUAUCUCACGCCCUAAUGGUUUAUCCUCCUUGUGAUGGUUGUAAGAAACAGUUCUGUGAUGUCUGCUCCAAGAUAUCUGUAACUCAGGUUUGUCUUUUAUGGUGACGUGGCAUGUAAAAUUAGUUAAGUUUGUACAAAACUGUAAUUUUUACCGGCCGGCUUUUCGCAUGUAAACAAAAUUUGGGCGCCAAGAUUAUACAAUUGGUUCUGUUACGAUCAUUGAGAAGAGAAAAAGCUAAGUAACCUACUAAGUAAAAAUACGUUUCUUGAACAUAAAUAAUUAAUAACAGAGGUCCAACAACGGAGAAAACAAACAUGACCGCGCAAAAUGUGUGCUAAAUUCGCCAUCACCUCUAGAGAGUGACGCUAUUAAAGAAAUACAACAAAGAAAAUCGUCGCGGCAAUACACGGCGCUGUGUAUUAUAUUGGCUUUCAACCGAGGUUGGCGCUUUUAAAAAAGAAGCUUUUUUAAAAAUAAUAACAAUUAAUUAGAAAUAAACGAUAGGGGUAGAAGAAAUAAAAGCUAAGACUGAUCUUUUAGCCCGGGGGAGGGGGGGGGGCGAGUACUGGCCCUCAGUGUGGCCUAUAAGGGGAUGUGCCACUGGACAGGGUAUGGUUUUUUACCUCUCUGUCCUAUAAAACACUAGAGCAUAUAAUUUCAUGUAAAUCUGUCAACAGGGUAUUGCCUGCACAAUUGAUUGAUUUGCAAGAUAAAUUUUGUUUGUACUCCAAGGAGACAAAAGCCUAUAAUGUGAAUUUGCUCUAUUGCAAUUGUCAAAAUAAUAAAUAAUAAAAUUGAGGGUGUUGUCCUAAACAGGGUAUGUAUUUUAGGAAUUUCUUUACCUAAACAGGGUCAGGGUGUCAAACCCUAUCCACCCCCCCUCCCCCGGGUCUUUUAGCCUUUAUUUCAGUGUCUUCAGUAAUGUCUGAUUUUAACACUAUCAUAUUUCUGUUUCUUUUUGAAGUGUAAAUCCUGCCUGAAACAUUUCUGCACUAAAUGCCAAAGCCAAGAGAAUGAAAAUAUUUCCAAGAGUGGAACCUGUGACCAGUGUGAUAUUAAAGCUCUACACACCCUUCAGGAGAUUUGUCGAACACAAAUACGACACACCAUCAGGGGUGCAAUUGGAAAACCUGGGCCACCAUAUCACAUGCUACAGUCAAGGGAUAUAGACCAAAAUGUUGAACAUCUUCCCCUCCCUGGUCCCGUGAAAAACUAUGUGUGUUAUAAAUAG
Molecule: messenger RNA, 1493 nt
Organism: Porites lobata
Lineage: Eukaryota; Metazoa; Cnidaria; Anthozoa; Scleractinia; Poritidae
Source: the annotation of a GenBank genome assembly